This is a messenger RNA of Aspergillus uvarum CBS 121591, 597 nucleotides long. RefSeq names its product scytalone dehydratase arp1 (gene arp1). Gene Ontology annotation, biological process: melanin metabolic process. The transcript has 4 exons. The record is from RefSeq and is a predicted model, not a curated record. Bases 1 to 597 code for a protein of 198 amino acids. Gene Ontology annotation, molecular function: scytalone dehydratase activity. NCBI's taxonomy places the organism in Eukaryota, Fungi, Ascomycota, Eurotiomycetes, Eurotiales, Aspergillaceae.
AUGGCGGCGAACAAUCUAUCCAUCUCCUUCGAGGACUACCUCCAACUGGAGAAAUGCGCCUUCAACUGGGGCGACAGCUAUGAUGCCAAAGACUGGGACCGUCUUCGGGCCAUCAUUGCCCCAACCCUCAGAAUUGACUACCGCCUGGUGAUGGACGACCGCUGGUUCUGGCCUGAGAUGCAGGCCGACGACUUCCUGGCCAUGAUCUCCUCCGAGGGCUUCCUGGGCGACCCCUGCGUGAAGACGCAGCACCUGCUGGGGGCGCACUGGUGGGAGCGCGUCUCCGAGACCGAAGUCAUCGGUCACCACCAGCUGCGCGCUGCUCACCUGCGCUACGCCGACGCCAGUCGUACCACCGUCAGCAAGCGCGGCCACGGCCAUGCGACCAACACCCACUACUACCGCAAGGUUGACGGCGAGUGGAAAUUCGCCGGCAUCCGGCCCCUCGUCCGCUGGAAUGAGUGGGACUUUGAGCACAUCUUCCGCGGAUUGGAGUUUCCGGACGAGACGACGACGACGUCCAGCAGCGGGGAGGGCCAGCAGCAGAAGCUGCAGUUCAAGGCGUUGCCGGCGCCGGAGGUCGGGGAUGUGGUGUAA